ACAGGCAUGGAAUCCAUAGAGUUCUUACCCGAACACAACGCCAUCAAACUCCUGGGGCGCGCGGAGCUGGAGCAUGUCUACAAGAGGGACGGCCUCAUCGAGGGCUUCCGCGAUGAGCCUGUUAGCAUCACCAGCGAAAACGGCUCCGUCAACUUCAACUUGCAGACCAGAGUCGCCCGCUCCGAUACGAAGUUGGUGGUGAACACCUCAGGCGUGUUCGUCCGCGGCGUCAACUCGUUCGAAUUGACCGAUCCUGAGUCCGGGGAGACUGUGUUUAGUACUGGCGCCGCUUCCAUCAACGUUCCUACUGGGCUGAACAAUAUACACGCUAAGCAAGUGUCAACAAAACGGAUCACAGCGCCAGUGGACGAAGACCUAACCCUCCGUUCGGACAAUUCCGCUCACCUUCGUGGCUCCGAAGGCACUCACAUGGAAUCCAAGCAGUUACUCUGGAGCGCUGACCAGGACAUCUACUUAAAAUCCAUCAACGGUUCCGUAGUUUUAAGCGGGAAAGAAGGCGUCUUCGUUGACGUAAAGGCGUUGCCUAUUGCGUCGACUUUGAACAGAACUGAUAGGAUCCAGGGGCAGUUUAAAGUGUGCGUGUGUAUGCCACAAGGGAAACUGUUUAGGGUGCCGGCACCAGAUGGCACUCGCGUUGCGUGCUCUCACGUCAAUUUGACAGCGCCUAAUAAUCCGUGCGCGUGAGUUGAUUUCACAGAUGGAUUAGAGGUUGAUUUUAAGUAAAAAUAAGUCAAUAAUGUACUUUAACCCCAUAUCAAUAGAUAUUCAAAUCUUACUAUACCGAUAUUGAGUGAGAGAAGAAACUAUGUACAGUCAGCGUCAAGUAGUUCGUGACACCCAAAGCGGCCAAAAAGUUGAUACAACCUGUUGCGAACUUUAUGGCUACUUUGGGUGUCACGAAAUAUUUGAGGCUGACUGUACCAAAUGUAAACACAACCGAGUCGAUUUUACAAAUCUUUGCUGUAGGUAGAUAGACUCGCUGUAGCAGUAUUAUAAAACUAGCGAAUUGUUUAUUCUUAGAAUUAAGUAGAAAAUGUAUUUAACCAUCGUUAUUUUCGAUCAUUAUUCCUAACAUUUGCAUUAGUGUUUAAUUAAUAAUGUUGUCUAAUUUAUUAUUGUUUUAUUAUAACAUUUUCAGCUGUAUUUAUUUUAGACAGUU
Ostrinia nubilalis (European corn borer) is the source of this 1180-nucleotide messenger RNA. RefSeq lists its product as uncharacterized. The record is from RefSeq and is a predicted model, not a curated record. The transcript is spliced from 3 exons. The coding region runs from base 7 to 705 and encodes 232 amino acids. NCBI's taxonomy places the organism in Eukaryota, Metazoa, Arthropoda, Insecta, Lepidoptera, Crambidae. Gene Ontology annotation, cellular component: sarcoglycan complex; sarcolemma. Gene Ontology annotation, biological process: muscle organ development.